Messenger RNA from Agelaius phoeniceus (red-winged blackbird), 6644 nucleotides. Lineage: Eukaryota; Metazoa; Chordata; Aves; Passeriformes; Icteridae. The record is from RefSeq and is a predicted model, not a curated record.
GGCUGAAGGGGCGUAGCGCUCUGGAAUGGGCUAUGAGGAGAGCUUCCCGAAUCCCAGCAGCUCGUGUGGGCUGGGGGUGGUGCCGGGCACGGCAGAAAGGCCACGGGAGCUCCCGUACCCCGGCUACCGCUGGGAGUGGCGGCGCGCCCCUCGCCGUGCGGGCCGUGGGCAGGGCCGCGGCUGAGCCCGGCAGCAGGAGCGGCUCUGCGGACCCCCGGGCGUGCCCUGGGCGGGCCCGCGCCGCGGUAUUUGACGUCUAUGUUUCGUUGUUUGGUGUUUGCUUUGGUUUGUUUCCUCUGUGUAGGAAUGCUUUCUGGAUGAGGAACGGGACAGCGGGCAGCUGGUUGGAAAAUAACCUGUUGAGGUGCUGCCAGGGAACAGCUUUGCCGUGCAAGAAUUCCCCCUGCAGCGCUUCCACGCGGGCCGGCCUGCCCGCUCCCGGCUGUUGGCGGCAGUUUGGCUGGCUGUGCCAGCCCCGGGCCAGCGGCUGCUGCCGCUGGGGAAGCCUGUCCCAGCCUUAGGGAACGGCACCACACAGGUCCCUGCAUGGGGUCGCAGCGUGGCGCCCAAAGAUGCCGAAGUCUGUAGGUUUUCACUCCGUGAACGGGGACCUGCACGAAGGAGGACGAGGAGGCGCACGUAAAAGAUUCGGUUCAGAUCGGCUUUCCCAGCUUCCCUGUUACCUUCUGGAGCGUGUCCUGCAGUUACCUCUGGGCACAGCAGCCACAGCACAGGGAUUGAAUCAUCCAUCAGCAAGUAUUCCUAAUAAAGCCAAAAAUUUACACAGAAGAGUGACUUAAAAAUAGGAUGCAUUCUACUUAGGAAGAUGACAUUUGUUUCAGAGAGCCCUACAUUGCAGACAGUGAGCAUUGGAUCCUAUGUGUACUUUUGGAAAAAGCUCACUGGAGGCUGGAAAUCCCUCUCAGCAGAAGCUGAGAACCAGGAAAAGGACAAGCGGAAACAUAAGAAAGAGUGCACAUCCUAGAAGUGAUAAUGUGUCUUGGCCUGCAAUCUGCAGAUUGAAAUGCAGAUUGGGCUCCAGGUUGGAGGUCGAGACAAGAGGCCAUGAAUUCCCAGCCUUUGGGACAACAAAGGACAUGAAGACAGGUGACAGCAGCCAGGAGAAUGGACAACUGAGAGUAACAGCCGGUGACUGCCGACCUUUUGGAUAAGGCGACGCCAGUGCGAUGGAUGAACAGAGCAGGGAGGCAGGAGAAGACGAGAAGGAAGAGCGGGACUGACGCCCUGGGGACACUCUGAGGUUAUAAAACGCCGGGGGUUCUUGGGCUUGAGGGCUUUGGAAGUAUUUGGGUGCGCACUCCGCUGGCCAUGCUGCGGAGCUAUAGGGUGUGGUUACUGUAACAGGAAAAGGCGCCAGCGAGUCAGGGGCAAGGCCGGGGGCUCAGGUGUUUGCGAAGCCGCUCGCCUGCCUCGGCGCCCCGGUUCCCCGUAAGCUCAGGAGCGCCGGGCAGAGCGCAGGCAGCGGAGGCGCCGCUGCCUGUGCCGGGCCGAGCGCGGCUCCCGCGGCCUCAGCCCAGAGCCGCCCUGCUCCCCGCGGGGCUCUCCCGGCCUCGCCUCCCUUUCGCUUUCGUUUUCGUUCUAACGCGACCGGCACUGCGGGAAACGAAACUGGGCGGGGUCUGCGCAGCGCUCCGGGCCGAGCCGGCUGCUGGAGCGUCCGCGGGUCCCGGAGCGUCGGCAGCAGCUCGGAGCAUCUAUUGAAGAUUGUGUCAAAAUGGAUCGUGAGUAUAUGACGAAGAUCAACCGUUACAGUCAAAUACAUAAAUGUACAGUGGUUUAUGACACCAUCGAUAAAACGGGCCCAGACCAUGAUCCUGAGUUCACAGUUGUUGUCAAAAUAAAUGGUGAGGAAUAUGGUAGAGGCACUGGUAAAAGUAUAAAAGAAGCGAAAGCAGUAGCAGCAAAAGAAACAUGGAAAAUGAUUGAGGAACAGUCUAAGAGUCCCUCAAAUAUGGCAGCUGCAGAUUUACCAACAGCUCAAACAACCUCAGCAACCUCAUCACCUGCACCAGACAAGGAUUAUGUCAGCCUAUUAAAUAUUUAUUCACAAAGGACGGGUUACACAGUUGAUUAUACUAACAAAAAUCGUACUGGAGAUCCCCAUGUUCCCACGUAUUCUAUUAGCUGUACAAUUAGUGGUCAUUUGUGUGGAAGGGGCACUGGACCUUCCCUAGGUGCUGCAAAACAAGCUGCUGCAAAGGAAGCAUAUGAGAAGAUGGAAACCGAAAGAUCUUAUAACAGCAAUUCCUCUCAAGUGCCAUCUGAGUCUGACUCAGAUCCAUUAUUUUUCAGUAAAAACACCGUUUGCUUUGCUAACUCAUCUUCAAAGUUGGUAGAAAAAAUGAAAGACAUGGCAAUAUGUGAAAAGCCUUCACCUUCUCAGAGAAAUGCACAAAGGUCUGUCCCAGAGACCAAAAGAAAAUUGGCAGCUAAUUUUGCUAAUGUAAGAAACAAGGAAGAGAAAAAAAAUACGUCAGAUUCCAAGGAAGGUUUGCCAGAUGUGGACACAAAUACUGGAAAAGAGAAUGGGAGUCCACACACUGUCAAUAAAACAUUUCUCGAACAGUAUGAAAAAAUAAUGCCUAUUGGUGCAGGUGGUUUUGGGAAUGUUUUCAAGGCAACAUCGAAGUGUGAUAAGAAAACCUAUGCAAUCAAACGAGUUGAAUUCACAGAGAAAGUAGAGCGUGAAGCACAAGGACUGGCAAGACUUUCCCAUGAGAACAUAGUGCGCUAUCAUAGCAGCUGGAAAGGGUACGACCGUAUCAAGUACCCAAACUCAAGCUGGAAUUCAUACCAAGAAAUUCUCUGUCUUUUCAUCCAAAUGGAAUUCUGUGAACAAGGGACAUUGGAAGAGUGGAUUGUAAAAACUUCCAAAGACCGAAAGUAUCAUGAAAUGGCACAAAACAAAUUUUUACAAAUAGUGAAAGGAGUGGAAUGUAUUCAUUCUGAAAAGUUAAUUCAUCGGGACCUCAAGCCUCAGAACAUAUUCAUAUCACAUGAUCAAAUAAAAAUAGGUGACUUCGGUCUUGUGACUUCUGUGGCAUUUGAGACUCUGACUGAGAACAGAGGAACAAGAUCGUAUAUGGCACCAGAACAGACUGGGGCCAAAUAUGGAAAGGAAGUAGAUAUUUAUGCAUUGGGAUUAAUUUGGUUUGAAAUUCUUUCAGCGAUCACUGCUCAUGAAAAAAGUAAGAUAUGGCCCUCUGCUAGAAAAGGUGAACUUCCAGAGUACUUCAACAACAGAUUUCCAACAGAGGCAUCCAUAAUCAAAAAGAUGCUUUCAACAGACCCUUCAGGAAGAAUCACUAUAUCUUAUUUACUUGACCUUCUUAAGUCUGCUGAUAAAGAGAAGGCACUUAGAAAUUAUUCUUAUUGAAUGUCCUUUCACACUGUGUUAAAUCCAGAAUUUGAUGAAUUUAUUACAACUGAUGAAAUGACAACAGAUGUCAAAAGCAACAGCAAGACUUGGGGUGUGUCUUUUCCUUGGCCACUUCACCAUUUAUAUCUGCCAGCUGCAACCAGGACAGGGCAAGUCUGCAAGAAAUCAAGAAAUCACACGCAGUUUUUACCUGGAAACAUAGGUUGUGGAUGAGCUGGACUGUUUUGUACAAUAAGUACCUGCUCCUUUUCCCCUCCAAGAUCAUGUUGAUGUGCUAAAGUGCUAACUGGGUUGUGCCAAAUCCCUGCAUGUGCUGCACCCAUUAGCCCUUAAGGUUAUCUAUUGCUUUCCAUGGAAGAACUGCUGUCUGGUGGUAUGUGACUCAAACCUUUCUGAUUUGUUCAGUGAUAUUGUUAAUAAUUACUGGACUGCUCCAUUAGUCCCAAGACUAGUUUUGGCAGAAAAGGAAAUAGGUGCACCUUAUUCUUCACUGAAUUUCAGUACUCUAAGUUUUCUUAUCUCUCCACAGCUGCUGAUGACCUAGCACCUUCAGUGCUCUAGAAUUUAAACUUGUAAAAUGAGGAUUUCUUUAAAUGUUAAACAUUCAGCUUCUAGGAAAUCUAAUUUAGAACAAAUCUCAAUUUUGGAAAACUUUAGGUUUUUAUGGUUGUCUUUUUUGGAAAGGAACAUUCAAGGUGCUAUUAAUAUAAGAAAAUUCUCCUCAUUAUAGGAAAAUUGCCUCAGUAGUAACCAUUUGAAAUCUUAGGCUGAAAGAGCACUUUAAACAUUCCCAUGCUUCUAGGUUUUAGUCCCUUAUUGUAAUACUGAGGCAUGCCUAAUCCUGAAUAACUGUACUUAGUACCUCUGGUGUGCUCACUGCCCCACAAAAGGGAACAGUAGGUUCUCUGCUACUCUUCAUUUGUGAAAAGACAGGUGCUUGUCUUUGAGCUCUAUCUUGUCAAACUGUUCAUUGAUGUGAGGUCAACGUAACUCCGUAAAGGCAAAUGAGCAGAGAUUUCUAAACAAAAAAUAGGUAAUAUGUGAAAUACUGUAUGCUUUUUCUGAUAUGUUAAAUGGGUUAAAAGUGGGUGACUGCUCUAAAAGAAAUAGUACAGUAUUUAUAUUCUUAGGGAAAUUACUGAUGUUCUGGUGCAAGUAUUUGUUGCUAAAUAAGAAUGUGAUUGUAUACUUUUUAAGGCCUUACACUGUUUUCUUUUUUUCUCUUUAUCAUGAAUGACAUAUAUAGAAUCAUAGAAUGGUUUGGGUUGGAAGGGACCUUAAAGAUCAUCAAGUUUGAACCAUCCCUGCCCUGGGCAGGGACACUUUCCAGUAGAUGACAUUACUCAAGGCCUUGUUUGAACAGUGCCAGCAAUGGGGUAUCCACAGCUUCUCUAGGAAACCUGUUCCAGUGCUUCAUCAUCUUCAUAGUAAAGAAUUUCUUCCCAAUAUCUUAUCUCAACCUUUCACUUCGAAGCCAUUCCUCCUUGUCCUGUCACUACAUGCCCUUGGAAAAAGUCCCCUUCCAGCUCUUUUCAGCCCCCUUUAGGUACUGAAAGGCUGCUCUAAGGUCUCUGCAGAGCCUUCUCUUUUCCAGGCUGAACAACUCCAACUCAAGCAACUUCAUUUGCCAGUUCCCUCAGGACCAGUGGAUGCAUGUCAGCAGGUCCCAUGGACUUGUGCACCUCUAGGUUCUUCAGAUUUUCUUGAAUCUAAUCUUCCCCUUGACAUCCCUGGCCAGAUUGAAUUCCAUCAGGGCUUUAUGCUUCCUAACCUUAUCCUUGACUGGAAUUCAUAAAGUAUUUCACUAUGCUAAACUAAUGAGUAUUUCUUUGCAGUGGUCAAGAUCUGUGAGAAAUUAUAUAUCCUUACAGACAGAACACUACUAUUGCUGAUUUCUCUUCACUUUAAUCUAUUGGUUAUAUAAAAAUAAACAUAUAAAAUAUGUUUAGUCUAUAAAAAUAAAUUUGACCUAUAUAAAUAUCUAAUUGUUUUAUCUACUUAAAGUUAACACAUACUUGGAUUUGAUGAUCUUAAAGGUCUGUUCCAACCUAAACAAUUCUAUGAAACUAUUCAUAAUAUGAAAAUGGACAAUCUCUUGGCUGCAUUUCCUUUACAGUUUUUGGACAGAGCAAAGUAGUAUCAUUACUUUCUUGCUGUUAAGUAAUACUGUACCAGUUUGUAACAGUAGUUUGCACCAGGAAUUUUUGAUAUAUUUUCCCUGCAUAGUAUUUGUACAUUUCAGCAUUAACUUUUUAAAAAUGGCUAGUUAUAGUAGCAACUGCUGUUACCUAAAAAUAAAAGAUCUAUUAAAAUGUAUUUUAUGUAAAAAAAAUGAAAACCCACCAUCAUGAUCUAAUUCUAUUUAAUUAUGGAAAAUAUUCAUCUUUAUAUACAACAGAAUAUUGGUUCAAGUAAUGUCACUGUCAUGUUUCACAAGUGGUUUUUUUUUCCCCACCAAGUUUAAGAUAGUAAGCAAAACCAGUCUGGUAUUUAGGCAUCUCUGUAAAGAUGAAAAAACCUGGUUUAACACAUUAUGCAAUAAAGUGAUUGGCCAAUAAUUAUGCCUUUACUCAUACUUAAAUUUUAUUACCAGCUGGGCAGCGCAUAAACAAAGAUGUGAGAGACUGAACCUACCUCUCAAUUAUGUUAGUUCAAUUACAAAUACCAACUCUUAAUUCCUAUUAAAUUGUGCAUCAAACAGAAAAUAUGAAUUUAGCUUGAAUUUAGCUUGUCAACUUAAACUCUUCUUCUGCAUACUUUGGUAUGAAUUCUUGAGUAUGUCAUAGCUUCAAGCCUUUUAAAAGAUACUAUGAAUUAUACAUACUUAUCUAGGGCUUCUUCCUUUAGACUGGCUUUAGUCAUGAUCUGCAGCACUGUCUCCGGGACAGUUUGAAGAUAAAUCUUCAGAGUCUACAGGAUAAGCAGGAAAAAAGUGAGUAGUUGCAGCUCAGGGAAGGAAAAAAUGGUUGCCAGAAUUAUUUCUAGAAUCCAUGUAGAACAAAUUAAAUAAAAUUCAAGGUUUACAAGUUAGUAACUCUCAAAUUUGUUUAAAAAAAAUUUAAAAACAAAGAUAAAUUCUACUCUCUUUGGUAUUGUGAAAGUGGAUGGUGUUCUGAUUGUUUCAGAAACACCUGCCAACUUUUGGAGCUUUUCAUGGUAUUGGUUUUAAUAUCUGAAUUCUGUUUUCUCAAAACUAAUUAAAUUUUAAUAUCAAUUCAAAUAAAUUUCAGUAUGGUUUGCUGUG